This is a messenger RNA of Ustilaginoidea virens, 1998 nucleotides long. RefSeq lists its product as uncharacterized. NCBI's taxonomy places the organism in Eukaryota, Fungi, Ascomycota, Sordariomycetes, Hypocreales, Clavicipitaceae. The transcript is spliced from 7 exons. The record is from RefSeq and is a predicted model, not a curated record. The coding region runs from base 1 to 1998 and encodes 665 amino acids.
AUGGUCUCGCUAGGAUACGACGACACGCACCCCUUCACCAACGUCGCCCUCCACGACCGAGCCUCCGUCCAGCAGCUGCUCAGGACCGUCCUCGACCCCCUCGAGCCGUUCUUCUCCCCUGCCAAAGCCCGCGUCAGGUGUCCGGGCGGCACAGCCGUUCGCUUUGACCAAACCGCCUCCGAGGUGGAAGGCAUAUGUAGGCCGCUGUGGGGUCUGGCAGCGUUGCUGGCCGGAAAUGGCGAGUACAGAGGCACAGAGUGGUGGAUCCAGGGCAUCAGGUCGGGCACCGAUCCGGACAGUCCUGAGUUUUGGGGGUUUCCUCGCGACAACGACCAGAGGAUGGUGGAGAUGUGUCCGUUGGGGUUCGCUCUGGCAGUCAUCCCCAACAUAUGGGACAAGUUUUCCUCCCGCGAGCGCAGCAACAUUGAGGCGUGGCUUGGAAACUCCAUCAACGAGAAAAACAUGCCCAACACCAACUGGCUGUGGUUCCGCGUCUUUGCCAAUCUCGGCCUCAAGAAAUGCGGCGCCAAGUACUCUCAAGACCGGAUCGACAGCGACAUUGAGCACCUCGACACGUUUUACCGCGGGGACGGGUGGUCCAACGACGGACCGGCGGGCGUUCACCAAAUGGAUUACUACUCCUCCAGCUUCGCCAUCCAGUUCCUCCAGCUGCUCUACGCAGAACUAGCCGGCGAGGAAGCCCGCCACCGAGCAGCGGAGUUUAGGAAAAGAGCCCAGACGGCUGCUCUCGACCUAGUUCAUUACUACGACGAGCAGGGACGAGCCAUCCCCUUUGGGCGCAGCGUCGGGUACAGAUUCGCCAUGGUGUCGUUCUGGGGAGCGCUCGCGUAUGCCAACGUCGAAUUGCCCGCCCCUCUGAGCUGGGGCAUGGUAAAGGGCAUUGUGAUGCGAAAUCUACGAUGGUGGCAGACGCAGCCAGACAUGUGGACAUCGAGCGGCACGUUGUCGUUGGGGUAUUCGUAUCCCAACAUGUAUAUGACGGAAAACUACAACAGCCCUGCAAGCCCUUACUGGGCUUGCUUGGCAUUCAUCUGCCUCGCCGUUCCCGAAAGUCACCCGUUCUGGACAUCAAAAGAAGAAGCACUCAGUCACGCGUUCCCCCGUGUCAAGGAGCUCCCUCACCCCGGACAUAUAAUGAGCCGACUCGGCGGUCACUGCAUGCUCUUGUCGUCCGGCCAAGCGUGCGGCUACCCAAUGAAAGCCACACACGCCAAAUACGGCGCGUUUGCCUACAGCAGCGCAUAUGGAUACUCUGUUCCACCGGGCCUUUUCUCCCUCGAGCAACACGCACUUGCGUCACAGAUGGGCCUCUCGGACGACGGCGGCGAGUCCUGGAAGACGAGGAGGCUCUGUGAGUACGCAGCCCUCGAGCACCGCGAGGGUGCCCUGCCGGUUCUGGUGUCUCGGUGGAAGCCCUUCUCCGAUGUGCACGUUACGACGACGCUGGUGCCGCCAGAGGAGAGCACGCCAAACUGGCAUUUGCGCGUCCAUCGCAUACGAGCGGGCAGGGAGGUCGUGACGGCAGACGGAUCCUUUGCCAUACGCAGCGCCGACAGCGUCAAUGGCAGACUCCUUGACCUGUACGACGAGGCUCGGUGCGAGGGCACGAUGCCCAGGCUCAUGGGCAACUACGAUACCGACACGGCCGAGGGAUGGGCCACGGGCAAAGCCGGCGCUUUUGCCGUGUCCAAAGGUGCGGUGGGCAUCAAGGCGCUGGAAUCGGGGCUGGUGGGCGAGAGGCGCGCCAUGCUGGUGAAUGCGGACCCAAACUCCAACUUGAUGGACAGUCGAACCACCAUCCCUACCCUGCAGCACACUGUUGACAAGGGUCAGACAGCGUGGUACGUGUCGGCAAUCUAUGCGAAGCCUGGAGAUGGGGUGCCAAGGUCGACCUAUUUGGACGGGUGGGAAAAGCCACCUGCCGUUCCUUCGUGGCUGGCAGAUGAGAUGGCGAAAGAAGCCGUCGUCGGUCUGUAG